Molecule: messenger RNA, 1311 nt
Organism: Penicillium canescens
Lineage: Eukaryota; Fungi; Ascomycota; Eurotiomycetes; Eurotiales; Aspergillaceae
Product: Zn(II)2Cys6 transcription factor
Exons: 3
Coding region: 1-1311 (436 amino acids)
Biological process (GO): regulation of DNA-templated transcription
Molecular function (GO): DNA-binding transcription factor activity, RNA polymerase II-specific; zinc ion binding
Source: RefSeq, a predicted model, not a curated record
AUGAGUUGGCGAUCGCAGGCUGACUUGUGGGCCCCUGAUGACUUCCACUUCGACCUUCCAGCAGAUCAGGCGACCCUCUUCCCUUCAAACUUGCCCGGGUUUGAUAGUGUCUCAUUUCAAUUGCCGGAACCUGUGUCCAGCUCGACCAAACCUCCAAUUUCCCGAGAAGUCAAUGGAGGGGAAAAUUCGAUGCGGCUGAAAGCCGAGGAGCCGCGACUUCCGAAAGUUCCAAUACCCCGAGCCACAAAUCAAAUGAACGCUGUCACGCCUGGCCGAGUAAAACAGGAGUGCCAGUCUUGCCGAGAACAGAAGGUGAAGUGUAGUGGUCAUAGGCCUGAAUGUCGUAGAUGCGAAGAGAAUUCCUUUUCCUGCGUCUAUGAAGAUCGCAAGCGGUUCAAGAUGAUCAAACAACUUGAUAAUCUUGCAAACCAAGUCCAAACCUACGAAUCUCUAUUACGAGAAAUCUAUCCCAAGCUUGGCUUUGAGGUUGCCAACAGCGUUGAUCAUGUUUUCGGCUAUAAUUUUCAUAAUCAUCGCCCCCUGGAGAAAGAUAUCCUUUCAUCAUCUAAACAUCCAGCUCACGUAUUUCAUGAAACUGAUUGCCAUGAUGACUCCAACGCGUCUUUUCCUGCCGUUGUUGCUGACUGCACCACUGAGGAUUACAAUCAGAAGAGGGAAAACCUGCCAGUGAAAUAUGUGGGCGACCACUCACUGAUGAAGUGGCUGUACAGACUGAAGUGUCAUCUUGAUGAUACUAACCGAAACUCUGAUGUCCAAGAAGAUUCUUACGACAAUUUUGACCGAGGCAAACUUUCUUCUGUGUACUAUUAUUUGGAUGACGUGAAGCUUCGGUUCCCAGAGGAUGUGGACAUCUCGCAACGGCCCCCACAAGCAAUUGCUGACCACCUGAUUUCGGCUUAUUUUGGCGUUACGCACGUAUACUUCCCCUCCAUCAGGAAAGAAAUUUUUUUAAGUCAGUAUCGAUCAUUUUAUUCUGAUCAAACAGCAAAACCAGGGAGAAGAUGGUUGGCUAUCUUCAAUUUGAUUCUAGCUGUCGCAGCAGGGCAGCCUUGUGCGAUGAGCAAGGAAAGUCUACCUGAGUUCCCAGAAAAUCAGAAAGGCAACGCACAUAGCACUUUUUUUGGACGUGGGUGGAGUUUGGCCUUGACCGACUCUCUGUUGGAACCUUCAGAUCUUCAACAGGUGCAGGUGGAGGCGUUGGCAUCCCUCUACCUGCUUUCCGUUGGACAUGCAAAUAGGUUAGUUAUUUUGAUCCUGUCUAUACCGGUUGUUAUUAUGGAUGGUGCCUAA